Molecule: messenger RNA, 1780 nt
Organism: Hermetia illucens (black soldier fly)
Lineage: Eukaryota; Metazoa; Arthropoda; Insecta; Diptera; Stratiomyidae
Gene: DnaJ-H
Product: dnaJ homolog subfamily A member 2
Exons: 3
Coding region: 132-1355 (407 amino acids)
Biological process (GO): protein refolding
Cellular component (GO): cytoplasm; cytosol
Molecular function (GO): Hsp70 protein binding
Source: RefSeq, a predicted model, not a curated record
UCAUUAACUCAGCAGUAGCUCGAUGAUUUUUCGUGGAGGUGCACGCUGAUUUUUACUUGAUAGAAAACUGCUUGCGGUGAUUCGGUUUUUUGAUCAUAGAAAAAGUUUUGUGUUGAAAACGCGUACCGAAAAUGGGAGACACGAGUUUAUAUGAGUUGUUGGGUGUUGACAAGAAUGCGUCGAGUAGCGAAAUAAAAAAGAAUUAUAGAAAGUUGGCUAAAGAAUAUCAUCCUGACAAAAACCCGGAGGAAGGUCAUCGAUUUAAGGAAAUUUCAUUUGCAUAUGAAGUCCUGUCGGAUGCCAAUAAACGAGAAAUCUACGACCGACAUGGAUUGAAAGGCUUACAAGAAGGUGCUGACAUGGGUGGCGCCGACGACCUCUUUUCACAGUUGUUCGGAGGUUUCGGAGGAAUGAGUCGCGAACGCGAGAAACGCAUUCCCGAAAUUGUGAUAAAAGUGGAAGUUUCAUUAGAAGAUUUAUAUAAUGGCAACAGAUCAAUUCCCACCGAGUACAAUCGGACACAGAUGUGUGGAACAUGUGACGGACGUGGGGGUAUGUCAGGUGCAACAGAAGUAUGCAGAACCUGUGAAGGAAGAGGUUGGCAGGUAGUACUUCAGCCGAUCGCAAUGAAUAUUCUGGGGCAGGUUAGACGGCAAUGUGUUAGUUGCAGUGGGCGCGGAAUAAUAAUUAGUGAAAGUGAUCUGUGCACUGAGUGCAACGGAACACAAAUAAUGGAUCGAAAGCACACCGUUGAAGUGCACGUAGAAAAAGGUAUGCAACAUAUGCAGAAGAUUAUGUUCCACGGAGAAGGUAACCAGAACUCCAAAGGUCAGAAGGGUGAUGUAAUUGUAUUACUCAUUCAAAGAGAACAUCCUGUAUUUGAGAGGCGCGGUGAUGAUUUAGUUAUACGAAAAGUAGAAAUAAGUCUUGCACAAGCACUUUGUGGUAUCGAAUACGUAUUUAAGCAUUUGGAUGAUCGUGAUAUAGUUGUAAGAAAUAAGAAGGGCGAGGUAAUCAAAUCGGGCGACGUUAAGGGUAUUGUUGGGGAGGGUAUGCCAAUUCAUAAAAAUCCUUUUGAGAAGGGAAAUCUUUAUAUUGAAUUCGUUGUACAAUUCCCAACAAAUAAUUUUGCUUCAAAAGAACAAAUGCAAAAAUUGGAAUCAUUAUUGCCAGCACGAACGCCUUUUGUCAUGCCAAUUGGUGAACAAGUGGAAGAGGUGGACAUGAUCGAUUUGGAGCCACGAUCAUCGUCUGAUUCUUAUGGCGGGGGCAGUAGUGGAAAUUACUACGAUGCUGACUAUGAUGAUGACUCCCAUCAUGGGCAUGGUCCAAGCGUUCAAUGUCAAACUCAAUAAAGUAAAUUAAAAUCCAAAAAGACAAAGAUGCUGAGACUAUAAUUAUAAAUAAAAUCAUAAUUCAAAGAAAAAAAUCGGAAAAAUAAACUACAGAAAAAAAGUUUAAAUAACGGAAAUACUAACGAAAUUUGUAACUCGAACAAAAAGCGACGAGAACCUGACAUAAACACAGUGUUUAGCCCUUUAAAAAUCCUAUUCUAUUUCUAUUUACAGUAUUUUUGCUUUUCUUUAUUCGUCUGUUGGAAACCAUUUUUUCUUCUUUGAAUUUUAUAAAAUUCUUUAUCAAAUUGUAAUUUAUACAAAAUACAUAUAUUUUUGAAUUUAAAUUGGAACACUACACGAAAAGUUAAUUGAGUGAAAAUGAAUGGUAGAGAAAUAAAGGAAACCCCGAGGUUGAAACAAAUUCAAUCGCAUUCGUAAUGGUA